Scylla paramamosain (green mud crab) is the source of this 3379-nucleotide messenger RNA. RefSeq names its product pre-mRNA-splicing factor SLU7-like (gene Slu7). Gene Ontology annotation, molecular function: pre-mRNA 3'-splice site binding; zinc ion binding. Gene Ontology annotation, cellular component: spliceosomal complex. The record is from RefSeq and is a predicted model, not a curated record. NCBI's taxonomy places the organism in Eukaryota, Metazoa, Arthropoda, Malacostraca, Decapoda, Portunidae. The coding region runs from base 449 to 2191 and encodes 580 amino acids. Gene Ontology annotation, biological process: mRNA splicing, via spliceosome. The transcript has 2 exons.
CUUUCAUCCAUUUCAUCUGCAUUCUUCCUUUCCAGUGUCACACAUCCUUCUCUCACACCAAACACUUCACCUACGCCACCUACUUUUCAGAACUCUGAUUGCCUCCUUGAUUCCAUUCUUCUGUUAUAACUACCCCAUUCUCUUCCAGACUCUCCACACCAAUACUGCCUGACAUAUUCUCACCUCUCAUGAAUUUGUGGACCAUUUACGGCCAUCUUCCAUACCUUCCUCCCUUAACAGGUGAAGCACACUUGAGAACUUAAUCUCUGUACCCUUUGAAAAUAGUUGUUGUGAGGGAUCAAGCUGGUCAAGAUUAACAUUGACUGCUGCUGCUGCUGCUGUGACGUCACCAUCAAAACACUGACGGAGAAGGACCUGCGGAGCUUGUUGUACCUGCAAGGGCUACCCUGUGACGCCUUACUUUGCUGGUUAUAUAAAAGCCGGCAAGAUGAGCACCCCAAGUGUCCCGCUGUCAUCCAUCCUGCGGUCCAAGCACGAGGAGGCAGAGGGUGAUGAGCCAAAGAAAAAGACACGAGAAGAAUGGAAGAAAGCCAAGGAACUGGAAGAAGCCCGAAAAGCUGGCACUGUGCCUGCUGCUGUAGAUGAGGAGGGCAAGGACAUCAAUCCCCACAUACCACAGUACAUUUCCACAGCACCAUGGUACUUUGGAUCUCAGGGCCCAACUCUCAAACACCAGCGUCCCCAGCCAGAGAAACAAAGUGACAUCACACAUCUGAAUGAGCAUUACAUCCGUGGACAGCAGGGUGAACUGUCUACUCGGUAUCGUAAAGGUGCCUGUGAGAAUUGUGGUGCAAUGGGCCACAAGAAGAAGGAGUGUAUGGAGAGACCACGCAAGGUUGGUGCCAAGUACAAUGCACUGAAUAUUGCCCCUGACGACCUAUCGUUGCCAACCCUCAAGCUGGAUUUCGAUGGAAAACGGGACAGGUGGAAUGGCUUUGACCCACAGGAAUACACUGCAGUAGUGGAGGAGCAUAAGAAGGUGGAGGAUUACAAGCGACAGAUCAAGGCCAAGAAGCUGAAAGAUGGUGAGGAAAUGAAUGGUGAUGAGCCAGAUGAUGAUGAUGAAGAUGAGGACAAGUAUGCAGAGAGUGUGGACAUGCCAGGCACCAAAGUGGACAGCAAGCAGAGAAUCACUGUGCGCAAUCUUAGGAUUCGUGAGGACACUGCUAAGUACUUGCGGAACUUGGAUCCCAACUCUGCCUAUUAUGACCCCAAGACACGUUCCAUGAGGGACAACCCAUACAAAGGUAGGAAAGAGGAUGAAUAUGAUUUUGCUGGAGAGAAUUUUGUACGUUUUACUGGUGACACAGUCACCCAAGCCAAAGCACAGCUGUUUGCUUGGGAUGCUUAUGAAAAGGGUGUUGACGUGAGUCUUCAAGCUGAACCCACAAAGCUGGAGUUGUUGCAAAAACAGUUUGUUGAGAAAAAGGAGGAAUUCAAAAAGAAGGUUUCUGAUGAUCUCCUUGAGAAGUAUGGUGGAAAAGAACAUCUAGACACUCCUCCUGUUGAACUGCUUUUGGCUCAGACAGAAAAUUACGUAGAAUACUCACGUCAUGGCAAGGUCAUCAAGGGUGCAGAGAAACAGACUGUACGUUCUAAAUAUGAAGAAGAUGUGUACCAUGGGAACCACUCAAGUGUAUGGGGAAGCUAUUGGCGUGAUGGCCGGUGGGGAUACAGUUGUUGCCACUCCUUUGUAAAGAAUUCUUACUGUACAGGAGAUGCUGGUAAAGCAGCUAACAGUGGAGCACCACUACCUAGCAUGGCCACAGUGCAGCCACAAGGUGAUGUGAAGGAAGAAGAAGAAAAAGAGGAGGAGAAGGAAAAGACUUUGUUAGAAAUGCAUAGAGAGAAGAAACAGAAAAAGAAGAAGAAAAAGAACAGAAAGAAGAAAAAGAAAACUGAGAGCAGUAGCAGUAGCAGCAGCUCAUCAAGUAGUGAAUCAGAAAAUGAAGAAGAGAAGGAAGAAAAGCGCAAGAAGAAACUGCGGGAGGCGUUGAUUCGAGCCAAGAUGGAAGAGGAUGCUGCUGAUGCUCUAAUGAAGAUUGAUGAAAGACAAAGGAAAUUCAAUUCGAUGUACAAUGCACAGGCUCCAACAGAAGAAGAAAUUGAGGCUUUCCAGAUAAGAAGAAUGAGGAAAGAUGACCCAAUGGCAGCAUACUUCAACAAAUGAAAAUGGAAUGCAUUGUUUGCCUGACUUUUCAGCAAAUCUGUACAAAUCUUGAAUGACAAGAGGUAUAGAAACUUAUCACUAAUGUCACUCUUUUAGGGUAUUCUGCAAUAUCAGUGGUAACUCAACAGUUUUCAAGCUGAAGACUGUUCUUCAAAUUUUUUUUUUUUUUUUUUUUUAGUUAUGGAUGACUGCAGAAAAAUUAUCUUUGUCCUUUACAUUAUGCCAAAAUACAACAUAGAUGAAGGUUCACAUGUGUAGCACUUCAUGUUUCUGUUAAAGGUGUUAACUAAACAAUAUUUUAUAGUUAAGUAAUGACUUUCUCACAGCCACUUAUCAUAUAUAUAUAUAUAUAUAUAUAUAUACACCGAAGGCAACUCCAAUGCCUUUUCAUUCACAGGGAUUUGAUUCUUAUUCAACUCUAUUCAGCAUAACAUCCUUCAAUGCCCUUGUGUUUAUGACAUGAACUAAAACAAACAUGUAUUAUGUAAAUAUUUAUUUAUAUCACAUUAUCUUGUAAAUAUUUAUUUGUAUCACAUUAUAUAAAAAACAAGACUAGCCCUUAAACAAGAACACUUCAUGGACAAAGUCUCAGAUCCAACAGCUACCUUGUCAGGGUAACAUGAGUGAUCAAGUUACAUUAUAAGCUAAAUUAUGCUCUCUUCAUUUAAAUCUUACAAAUGGAGGUCACCUAACUUAAUACAAAGGCUAACCGGUUGUCAGAGCUCUUCCGACAAAGAAAUAAAUAAAGUCCAGAAUUUCUGACCACUACCACAGGAGUAACAGCCCAACAUCUGUGUGUCUGUGUGUGAGAGAAAGAUACCCCCUUAGUGAGGGAUGUCACCAAUGCACACAAGAUAAAAGGGCAUUAACUAUGGAACAAAUCUGUGAAAAGAAACAAGAGUCUUAUUUGCAGGAACAAGUAAUAUUGAAAAUUUGAACACACUCCUCUUGCUCAGAGACAACCAAUUAGCCUCAAGUAACAAAUAAUAAAAAUGUAUAGACUCCAAUUGUAAAUUUUAGUUGAAAGAGAGGAGUAUACACUUUGGCAUCUGAAGUUUUUCUGAUAAUCUACUAAGUACUUUGGAAAAAAACAACAUUGGUUCCCUCAGAAAAUUCCAAGUAUGAUAAGAGGCGAGUAGUUUCCCUAAGCACAUUUGUAUAGUAAGACAAUAAAGUUUCUUAUAAACA